CCAAGAAGUCGAGAGCGGGUAAAAAGUUUUCAUGGCAGGCCCCGGGAGGACUCCGGCCCGCAGGCGACCUCGCGCAGCGAGGACAACGGCUGGCCUCUCCGGGACUGGCCCUCCCGGCCGCCACGCAGCUGUUCCGGAGCGUCACACCCACGGAAACGCUUCGAAACUCGCGAUGUAACAUUCCAGCAGGCCGACCGCCCACGCGCCCAACUUCGCUUUCAGUUUUUGUCCCCGCCCAGGGGAGACGCCCCCAUACGCCCUAGCCAGCCUGGCCCAGGCCAAGUCCCCGCUUCAAGUGUCAUUUCUGGCCGUCUUUAUUCAGUGUAACCAACCUAGAAGGAAUUCCUCCUCUUUUAAGAGCUAGGUUAAUGCGGACGCCAGCAAUGAAUCGCACUUAACCCUAAGCAAUUGAAUUAACCACCUAGCUAGCUACCCAACUCAGCAACCUUCCGCGCCUCCUCCGCGCGCCACGCCCCAGCCUUUCCCCACCUCGCUUAGACGUCUGUGUUGCUCAUUGGUCAUCUGCGCUGCCAAUCCGAUGGACGUCGACGAAUCCCGUUUUAGGAAGGGCAAAAAUCGCCAAACAGAGCAUACACCUGGCGGCGGGUACGCGAGCCUAACGCCCCCAAGCGGCUGGACGCGCAAGGAGUCACCUCAUUUGCAUAACGGCUGCCUCUCUGUUUCUAAGCUCGGGCUGGGGCUCCGCCCCUCACCCAACUAGAUAUCUGUUGGACCGCUGGCCGAUCACUCCGACUCAGGCAAGCCUGUGGCGGGGCUGGUAGAGUUUGUACGGGCGGUCCUGGGAGCGGAUUGGUUCAGGGAGUUUUCAGAAGGCGGUAGGGAGGCGGCUAUAAAUGAGGGGAACGGAGCCGGGGAGUGUAGAGACGCCGGUCGCGCUCACGGGGAGUUGUGCGAGACGACCGUUAGUUGACGCCACGAGUUGCCUUUCCCUGGUUUUCUAGGCUUAACGUCGUUUGCCUGUCUUUCAGCUAGGAUGUCUGCCCGCGGCCCAGCUAUCGGCAUCGACCUGGGCACCACCUACUCGUGUGUGGGGGUCUUCCAACAUGGCAAGGUGGAGAUCAUUGCCAAUGACCAGGGCAACCGCACCACCCCCAGUUACGUGGCCUUCACCGACACCGAGCGUCUCAUCGGCGACGCCGCCAAGAACCAGGUGGCCAUGAAUCCCACCAACACCAUCUUCGAUGCCAAGAGGCUGAUCGGACGGAAGUUCGAGGACGCCACGGUACAGUCGGACAUGAAGCACUGGCCGUUCAGGGUGGUGAGCGAGGGAGGGAAGCCCAAAGUGCAGGUGGAGUACAAGGGCGAGAUGAAGACCUUCUUCCCGGAGGAGAUCUCCUCCAUGGUCCUCACUAAGAUGAAGGAGAUCGCCGAAGCCUACCUGGGGGGCAAGGUGCAGAGCGCGGUCAUCACGGUCCCAGCCUAUUUCAACGACUCGCAGCGACAGGCCACCAAGGACGCGGGCACCAUCACCGGCCUCAACGUGCUGCGCAUCAUCAACGAGCCCACGGCAGCGGCCAUCGCCUACGGCCUGGACAAGAAAGGUUGCGCGGGCGGCGAGAAGAACGUGCUCAUCUUUGACCUGGGCGGCGGCACCUUCGACGUGUCCAUCCUUACUAUCGAGGACGGCAUCUUCGAGGUCAAGUCCACAGCCGGCGAUACCCACCUGGGUGGCGAAGACUUCGACAACCGCAUGGUCAGCCACCUGGCCGAGGAAUUCAAGCGCAAGCACAAGAAGGACAUUGGGCCCAACAAGCGCGCGGUGCGGCGGCUGCGCACCGCCUGCGAGCGCGCCAAGCGCACCCUGAGCUCAUCCACGCAGGCCAGCAUUGAGAUCGACUCGCUCUACGAGGGCGUGGACUUCUACACGUCCAUCACCCGCGCCCGCUUCGAGGAGCUCAACGCCGACCUCUUCCGCGGGACCCUGGAGCCGGUGGAGAAGGCCCUGCGCGACGCCAAGCUGGACAAGGGCCAGAUCCAGGAAAUCGUGCUGGUGGGCGGCUCCACCCGCAUCCCCAAGAUCCAGAAGCUGCUGCAGGACUUCUUCAACGGCAAGGAGCUGAACAAGAGCAUCAACCCCGACGAGGCGGUGGCCUAUGGUGCGGCGGUGCAGGCGGCCAUCCUCAUCGGGGACAAGUCCGAGAAUGUGCAGGACCUGCUGCUGCUCGACGUAACUCCGCUGUCGCUGGGCAUCGAAACGGCCGGCGGUGUCAUGACCCCACUCAUCAAGAGGAACACCACGAUCCCCACCAAGCAGACGCAGACCUUUACCACCUACUCGGACAACCAGAGCAGCGUGCUGGUGCAGGUGUACGAGGGCGAACGGGCCAUGACCAAGGACAAUAACCUGCUGGGCAAGUUCGACCUGACCGGGAUUCCUCCUGCACCCCGCGGAGUCCCUCAAAUCGAGGUCACCUUCGACAUCGAUGCCAACGGCAUCCUCAACGUGACCGCCGCUGACAAGAGCACCGGUAAAGAAAACAAAAUUACCAUCACCAACGACAAGGGUCGUCUGAGCAAGGACGACAUUGACCGGAUGGUGCAGGAGGCGGAGAGAUACAAGUCUGAAGACGAAGCUAAUCGCGACCGGGUCGCAGCCAAAAACGCGGUGGAGUCCUAUACUUACAACAUCAAGCAGACCGUAGAGGACGAGAAACUAAGGGGCAAGAUUAGCGAGCAGGACAAAAACAAGAUCCUCGACAAGUGUCAGGAGGUGAUCAACUGGCUCGACCGAAACCAGAUGGCAGAGAAAGACGAGUACGAACACAAGCAGAAAGAGCUCGAAAGAGUGUGCAACCCCAUCAUCAGCAAACUUUACCAAGGCGGUCCUGGCGGCGGCGGUUCCGGAGCCUCCGGGGGACCCACCAUCGAGGAAGUGGACUAAGCCUGCACUGAGUCAGCGUAAAGCUCUUCUCCUUUCUCUUUUUUUCCCCUUUUGUUUUGGUUUCUUCUUUGAACUGUCCUCGUGCCAAGUUUGAGAUCUAUUGUGAGAAGUCUUUAGCCUGAUGUAUGCCUAUGAAAGGAAAGGUGCAACAUAUUAGUUCUUAAAGUUUUGUAAUUAUAAAAGGUUAGUUCUAAAAUUUGAUUUAAAACAUAUUUGAGAUUUCUCUUUAAUACAUUUUGAGUGCUGAUUUGAGCAUUUUUUGAUUAGCUUAGUUUGUGCAUGGAGAUUUGUUUGAGAUGGGAAACUUGCCAUUUGCACGCCUGUCCUAAGGAAACUUGGUUACAAGAUAUGUACAAGCUUAAAUUGUUUAUUUUUAUGUACUACUUUAAGACUAAACUUACAGUAAUCUUAAGGACAGGUAUAUUUCUGCAAAUAUGCAUAAAUGCAAACUUUAAAGUAAAGUUGAACUUGAUCUCAAAA
Messenger RNA from Castor canadensis (American beaver), 3382 nucleotides. RefSeq names its product heat shock protein family A (Hsp70) member 2 (gene Hspa2). Lineage: Eukaryota; Metazoa; Chordata; Mammalia; Rodentia; Castoridae. The record is from RefSeq and is a predicted model, not a curated record. Gene Ontology annotation, molecular function: ATP-dependent protein folding chaperone; ATP binding.